Molecule: messenger RNA, 3396 nt
Organism: Phragmites australis (common reed)
Lineage: Eukaryota; Viridiplantae; Streptophyta; Magnoliopsida; Poales; Poaceae
Product: RNA-binding KH domain-containing protein RCF3-like
Exons: 8
Coding region: 58-2247 (729 amino acids)
Biological process (GO): regulation of gene expression
Cellular component (GO): nucleus; cytoplasm
Molecular function (GO): mRNA binding
Source: RefSeq, a predicted model, not a curated record
GGUAGCCGGAAGCGGUCUAGCCAACCAGACUGCCCCCGACUCGGCCCGACCGGCUACAUGCCCUGCCAUGACGCAUCUCCUCCACUCCUUUCCCCGCUUCCGCCAUCUCUAAACCCUAGAACGCCGGAGCGCGCCAAAUCAAUCGCGCCCCUGCUCAGAAUCUGUACCAAAUCGAACGAGAAAGAACGAAAGCGAAGGAAACAACUCUCGAAUCUGGCAAUGGAUCGCUCCCGCUCGAAGCGCGGCUACCACUACGACCAGGACUCGACGCCGCCCCGCUCCAAGCCGCGCUUCGACCGCCGAAGCGGCGGCGGCCAGAAUCCUAACUCCAGCUACCACCGCCGCGGGCCCCCCGGUGGGGGCGUAGACUCCGACCGCCGCGGCUUCCUCCCCCCUGACGCCGCGCCGCUCCCGCCGCCUCGUCCCCCUUCUUCGUCAGCCGUGGCAGGGGCGCCGGGCUGUGGCCCCGCCGCAACCACCACCACCUCCUUCCGCAUCCUGUGCCCGGAGUCCAAGGCCUACGGCUUCCCGCCCGGCUUCGUCGCCAAGGUCCGGGAGGACAGCGGCGCGCUCGUCAACGUCCACCCGACCUUCGCGGGUGACUAUGUCCGGGUCAUCGAGACGGUCGACGGCGCGCGGCGCGAGGCGGACGGCCGCCAGCCCAUGUUCUCCCCGGCCCAGGAGGCGCUCCUCACGGUGCACCGCCGGAUCCUUGAGACGGACGCCGAUGACGGGGACGAGGACGGCGAGUACGGGCCCAGGGGAAAGGACCCCCGGGACAGGGGGAAGACCACCACGCAGCUCAUCGUGCCAAGGCUGCACGUUGGCUGCCUGCUUGGCAAGGGUGGGAAGAUCAUCGAGCAGAUGAGGAUGGAGACCAAGACGCACAUCAGGAUCCUGCCGCGCGACCAGAACACCCCGCGGAGUGUGUCCUUGUCGGAGGAGGUUGUGCAGGUUGUUGGAGAUGGGAAUAAUGUUAAGAAGGCUGUAGUAAUAAUCUCUGAUCGCCUAAAGGAAAGCUUACACCGUGAUCGUGGUCCCUUCCGUGGGCGGAUGAAUUCACCAGAGCACCGCAUUUCUCAGGAAGAUGAAUAUUUGGGUGGUACUCAGCAGAUGCCUGCAUAUGAAGAACCUUAUGGGCGAACCGAUCAGAUUAGGAACAAUAGUGGCAUGGAGCCACCAGGAUAUGAGUUUGAUUCAAAUGGUAGCAAGGUCAUUGAACAUCCAGAGUUUCAGUAUGAUGAUAUUGUAUUCCGAAUUCUUUGCCCAAAUGACAAGGCUAACAGUUUAGUUGGAACACGUGAUGGAAUAAUAGAGGUGCUACAGGCAGAUGUUGGCAUUGAUGUUAGACUUACUGAUAUUGUUGCUGGUUCUGACGAAAGGGUAGUACUCGUCACAUCCAGAGAGGGCCCAGACCAUGAGCUUUUCCCAGCUCAGGAAGCACUGCUGCACAUCCAAACUCAUAUUGUAGACCUUGGCCCUGACAAGGAUAACAUUAUCACAACAAGACUACUUGUACCUUCAACUGAAAUUGCUUUCUUUGAGGGAAGGGAUGGAUCACUAUCUGAUAUACAGAGACAGACUAGUGCAAACAUACAGAUAUUACCAAGAGAAGAUCUUCCAUCUGGCGCUCUAGAGUCUGAUGAACUCAUACAGAUUGUCGGAGAGAUUAGAGCUGCUCGGAAUGCUCUUAUGCAAGUAACUACGAAAUUAAGGAGUUACCUAUACCGUGAGAUGUCUGGUCCUAUUCAAGUUAGCAACAGUAAUGUACAUGGAUCCAUUUCUCCAGCAAUAGGCUCGCCUCGAGGACCAUACCAGGGAAAUGAUCUUCCAAUGGCUGCUUACCACGAAGCACCACAACUGUCAACUUCAUGGCAUUCAAAGGAUAGUGGAGGCAGUGCAAGUGGAUCAUUUGAGCAAGGUAGCAACAUUAAUGAUGAUAUCAGUCGAAGUACUACAAAACGAUUUGCCGUUCCUCUAGUGACUAGAAGCACAUUAGAAGUUGUCAUACCAAGGAGUGCUGCUGCAAGCCUCACCAUGACGGCUGGUAGUAAGCUCGUCCAAAUAAGUGAGAUGUCUGGUGCUACUGUCAUGCUUGCUGAAGAUAGACCUGAAGUCAUGGAGAAAGUAAUUCGAAUAUCUGGUACCCCUGAGCAGGCUGACAAAGCUCAGAGUUUGCUGCAGGGAUUUAUUCUUAGCAUUCUUUACACUAUAUUGACAGGGACAAGUAGUUCCAAACUGAACUGAGAUGAGCUCCAAGAAUUGCAGCCAGCAAUGCCGUCCUGGUUCGUUCUCUGGUCACAAGUUACGAUUUGGAGGACACGGCGGCGACGGCGUUGAGCCCCUGCGUGAGGCCGUGGAUGGCCUCGUAGCUACGGGAAUCGAGGCCAAUACAGCAUGUCGAGGGUUGCUCCUAACAAUGGUAUCGGGGUAUACCUGAUGACGGGAGUGUGAUCUGCGACCUAGGGCUGAAUGUCCUAGCUACGUGCGUGUGAUGAACUCAAGAACAUAGGGAGUUAUCCAGGUUCAGAUCUCUCUUUAGAUAAUAACCCUACAUCCUGUGUAUUUUUUAAUAUAGGUCUAAAUGAACUGGAUCCGCUCUCCUCCUUCUCUCUAUCUCCCUCUCUUUAUAUAUCCAAGGGAGAGAGUAUUUAUAUAGGGACCCAAACUAGACCCAGGCCUAGCUAAUCCUUCUAAUAUAUGCCCAUCAUUAUGACGAGUGGCUGCAUUCCACUUGCCCUGUCAGUCUGCAGGGUUUGUACCAUCGGUCCCACACCCACAUCAUCAUUAUCGCAUGGCCUACUAGGUCUCGUCUCCACGCCUCGUCUGCACUCCUGAAAAUCUACUACAAUGCUUUAUCAGACUGUCCUGUAGUGUUUAAUGUUACAAGAUGAGACAUGACAAGCCUGUGCUGGUCACGUCUAGGUCUACCCGGAAGGACGACCUAGGUAAGAGAUGACACUUGACUGGAAAAGUAUGUAAUAAAAUUUGACUGAUUAGGCACAUACCUGCAUUGCGACCAAAGAAAAUUAGUCAUGGGGUUUUCCUCCGAGACCUGGAGACUGGUCGAAGAAACUGGUCGUGUGGUCACUGGCUGGACGCGUCGGGGGACCAUGCUCUUGCCCAAUCAUGACGUGUAGAAAAGGUUGAUAUUUGAUCAUCGUGGAACCGAUAACUCAAUCUAGAAACACUAACCAUACUCUAUAAUUGUCAACAACCCCCCUUUACAUCAUUCAUUGCAGGCCCAACCAUAUUCACCAUCUCUUACACAUUUACACUAAUAAGCUCUGUAUGAAAUGGAACAUACAAAUUCUACUUCGCUAGUCACUAGCCUUAACAUACACAACAUGUCAAGCUCGCAAAAAAAAUUGCAAAAGAACAUCUUCUACUAGCUAA